This is a messenger RNA of Mya arenaria, 2958 nucleotides long. Its product is annotated as serine/threonine-protein phosphatase 2A catalytic subunit beta isoform. Gene Ontology annotation, cellular component: cytosol. The transcript is spliced from 8 exons. Bases 83 to 1018 code for a protein of 311 amino acids. The record is from RefSeq and is a predicted model, not a curated record. Gene Ontology annotation, biological process: peptidyl-serine dephosphorylation; mitotic cell cycle. Gene Ontology annotation, molecular function: protein serine/threonine phosphatase activity. NCBI's taxonomy places the organism in Eukaryota, Metazoa, Mollusca, Bivalvia, Myida, Myidae.
CCGGAAGUAAAUCCUUUGGCAGCCGCUAGAGGUCGCGUUAAUUUAUCAACCGGAGUAAGUAGCAUUGAAAGAUCAAGCUACAAUGAAUGAAGAGCAACGGUCGUCGGCCAAAGAGCUGGACACAUGGAUUGAACAACUCAAUGAGUGUAAACAGUUGUCAGAAAACCAAGUUAAAACCUUGUGUGAAAAGGCCAAAGAGAUCCUUUCAAAGGAAUCAAAUGUCCAGGAAGUGAAAUGUCCAGUCACAGUGAGCGGGGAUGUUCAUGGACAAUUUCAUGAUCUUAUGGAAUUGUUUAAAAUUGGUGGCUCUUCCCCCGACACAAACUACCUUUUCAUGGGAGAUUAUGUAGAUAGAGGUUACUACUCAGUAGAAACAGUGACACUUCUAGUAGCUCUUAAAGUUAGGUACAAGGACAGAAUAACAAUCUUAAGAGGAAACCAUGAAAGUAGACAAAUUACUCAAGUAUAUGGAUUUUACGAUGAAUGUUUACGAAAAUAUGGCAAUGCAAAUGUAUGGAAAUACUUCACAGAUCUGUUUGAUUAUUUACCACUUACAGCGCUUGUAGACGGACAGAUUUUCUGUUUACACGGGGGAUUGUCACCAUCUAUAGACACAUUAGAUCAUAUCAGAGCUUUGGACAGAAUACAAGAAGUUCCACAUGAGGGACCUAUGUGUGAUCUCUUGUGGUCAGAUCCCGAUGACCGCGGUGGCUGGGGCAUUUCCCCGCGAGGUGCCGGUUACACAUUUGGCCAGGAUAUAUCUGAGACCUUCAAUCACAGCAACGGGCUUACACUGGUGUCACGAGCUCACCAGCUAGUCAUGGAGGGUUACAACUGGUGUCAUGACCGCAAUGUUGUGACAAUCUUCAGUGCACCCAACUACUGCUACAGAUGUGGCAACCAGGCAGCUAUCAUGGAACUUGAUGAUGCUCUCAAAUAUUCCUUCUUACAGUUUGACCCAGCCCCGAGGAGAGGUGAGCCGCACGUGACUCGACGUACACCAGAUUACUUCCUGUAAAUCUAGAUGCAUGUAGGGGCGCAGUGAACAACAUUGACAUGUAUCCAUGAUGUAUUGUAUUAGUGAUUCAUAUAUUUGAUGACAUAUUCUUGUAAUUGCAAUACAGUGUUUUCAUUAUGGUCAAAAUAAGUUUGUUGUCUUAAUGGGUGAGGAGAAUGCUCACUGUAUGUAUGCUGCAGACGUGAUUUAUCAUUCAGGAAAAUGGAUGUUAUACUAAAUUAAUUGCUUUAUUUCUUUUACAUGUCUUAAGACUUUUUAGAAUGAUAUAUUAUAAUAAGAAACUGAGUAAUUAUAUUGACUCUACGUUUGUAACACUAUAAGUUAAAACACUAUUAUUUACGUAUGUUUUUGUGCAAAUUUUCUUUCAAUAUUUCUCUCCUAUUAACAAAUAUCUUUAAAGAUUAUUUAUUUGUAUUGUUAACUUAAGGCAGAUUUCAAGUGCUAAGUGAAAAUAUGUUUAUUUUUGCCAAAAAUCUGGAAACUUUUAUUUGACGAUGAAUAUUAAAUAAUAUAUGUAUCAAAUUUCAAUCAGUUAAUUUUCUAUAUAAUAUUUAGGACAGUUGCUAAACAGAUUCAUGCAUGGAAAUAGAACAUGUCAUUUAAAUAUUCUGCAUGUUAUUGAUGCAUAAUUUCACCAUUGUAAAGGUUCAUUACAUGUAUAUCUCGUGCAUUCAUUUUGACAGACAUUCACAUGUACAGUUUGUAUGAGAUUUAAUUGUUUGCUGUCAUAUAAUAUUGUAAAACUUCAAUGUUUGUUUUAAUUGUAAAAUAUCUAAAAUGAAAUGUUGAAGCUUUAUACAUGUUUGAAUUGCAAGCUUUUAUGAUCUUUUUCGUCACAAAUUGUUGAAGACAGUAGUUUAAACUGUACUUGUGCAUUAUUGUAUUGAACUGCUCUAUUGAGGUUGUUUCUGCAUAUUUAAAGCAUGCAUGGUCUUUGCUCUUAAAAUUGCUGUUCAAUGUUAAAUUUGUAGGUAUUAAAUUCAUUAUUUGAACAAAUUCGCACAUGGACAGUUUAAUCCUGCAGUUUAGACACUUCAUACUGAACACUGGUCGGGGAUCGUUUGAAGCACAGAUAUACCAUAUACUUGAUAAUCAAGUGACAAGUGUGAUAUUUUACUGAAUACAUCAUUAAUUGAUAACUUACAUGACUCUUGAGACUGUGUUUAUAUACAUUUUAAUUUCCAAUUUCUUUGGUGUAAAGCUGUUAAAAUUAUUAAGGAGGUCCAAUAUGUUGGGGGUUUCAUUCCAUCAGAUCAAAUUCAUUGCAUUGCUUUCCAUUGAUAACUCUUAGAUGUUCAUAAUUUGAUGUUUUUUCUAUUGUUUAAAGUUGUAUUCAAGUAAUUAUUUAAGUAGGCUUUCACUUUUCAACACUCUUUAAUAAUGCUCUCUUUGUAAUUUGUUAUGUUUUCCUUACAAUUACCAUAGAAUGAUAUGAUUUCGUUAACUCCGAGGUAACCUUGCUUUGUAUUGAAAAUAUGUUGAAGACAAACACAUGCAUAUUAACAACCAAGGUGUGGAAAUUUAUUAAUUCUAUAUGAAGUUAAAUUUGAAUGUAUUUGUUGGAUGGUUCUAUGAUAGUUGAAUGCAAUACUACAAAAACAAAACAAUAGAGAAAAACACUAAUUGUUAAUAUGUGUAUAAAUUAAUGCACAUACACAAAAGCUGUUCAUUGUAGCUAUGUUACAAACUGCAAAGAGUUCUCAUGUUACCUGUAGAAUCAGUUUCACCAUCGUGGCAUAUUGCGAGCGUUGGGAAAGAUGUGUGGGUAGAAUAUAUCCGUGGUGCCACGCAGUUGCCUGGUUCCAAGGUUAUGCCACAUGGUGGCCUGAUUCCAAAGCUGAUCUGUUGUAAUUUACCCUUCCCUCCUCUCAUGUUGAUAUAUAAACAAAAUAAUUUUGUCAAUAUUGACACUCAUAGAGUAAUAAACUUGUGAUAGAAAA